CUGAUCUUGACAGGCGUUCGGCAGCAAACGCCUGUGACAACACGAAGUUCAGGCUGUUUCGAUUUAGUGCUCGAGUACAGUCCUAGCAAUAAAGACAGUGCUGAUAGUUACAGAGGCUGCCAGGCCGCGACCGAAACCGGAGCUGCGGGGAGCUUCGGCCGAACACAUUCGAUUGCCGCACCCUGCGUCAUCCCUGCGCUUUGCGCGAAGUCGCCCGCUGGCCUUGCAGCUGUGUGCAGAGCUGAUUGGACAUCGACAUAGGCAAGCAAGGAACGCCUGAGGAAAGACUUUUGUCAAGCAAAUUUGCUGCCUGACGACGACGCGCCCGCGCAGGGCUUUUGAACAGUUCAAUUGCUAUUAAACUUAAUAAAAGUGUGUAGUUAGAACUCAUAGGCGCGGCAGGCAUGGCGUCCAGCGCGGGGAGCGCGUUGCCGGGCUCCCCGUUCCCCGGUGGUGGCGCAGCAGCUAUUGAGUACGCAACAAAGGCAGAUGUGGACGACCCUAACUUCUACAGCUGGCUAGAGGAUUGGAUUGGCGAGAAGAACGAGGAUGCCGCCAUCACCGACGUGUUUGCGACGCUCAACGACUACGGCACGCAGAUCGACUGGCAACAUCAGCAACAACAACAGCUGCUGCAAAAGCAGCAACAGCAACAACAACAACAACGCGGUGGCCAAGUCGCUGCCGCGGGCGACAAAGUCAGUCUCGUAGAUGACGACGACGACGAGCCCGCCGGCGGCGGGCGUGGCCUGGAUCCAAUGGUGCCCGAGUCCCUGGAUCUCAUCGUGCCGGCGUCCCUGGAUCCAAUGGUGCCCGGAUUCGUGGAUCCCGGCGGCGGUGGCGGCGCCGCUGCCGGCAAGGCGCCCGCGUCUGUUGAUCUGAUGGAGGCGCUGGCGGCGGCGGUGGCGGCGUGCGCGGCGCCGGCGCCCGGGGCGGCGGCGGCGGCUGGCGGCGGCGGCAUGGCGGCGGCGGCGGCGCCGCCGGGGGGCUACCGGCAGGAUGCCUCGGUGAUGGAUACGAUUAUGGCGUCGGCGCCGCAAUCAUAUGAGGGCGGCGUUGGCGGCGUUGGCGGCGUUGGCGGCGGCGGGCCCGCGGGGCUGUCGGCGCUGUGGCACACGCAGCUGCAGGGGCAGGGGCAGGUGCAGCAGCUGUCAUGGCAGCAGCACCAGCACCAGCACCAGGGGCAGCGGCAUUCGGACCCGGCGCUUUCGGGGUCAGGCUCCGGCUCCCAUCUCGGCAGCGGCGGCAGCGCCGCCGCCGCCACCAGUGGCGGCAGCACUGGCGCCGUCAGUGCCGCCGGCAGCUUUGAGACGGGCCCAGCCGCCGCCGCCGCUGCAGCCGCCGCGGCGGCAGGGGUGGGCAGUGUCGCGCCUUCGCCGUCGGACUCGUGCGGCGACAGCGUUGGGGUCAGCGGCGGCGGCGGCGGAAACUUCGGCGGCGGCGGCGGCGGCGGCGGCGGCGGCGGCGGUUGGAGCUACCACAUGGGCGGCGCCGGCUUUGGCGCUGGCUUUGGCGGCAGCGGCGGCGGUGUCAGCGGCAGCGGCGGCGGCAGCGGCGGCGGCUUCCUGUCGCUUCCGUCGGUGUUUGGGCAGGCGGCGGGGCAGGCGCCUGCAGGGCAGGUCGCUGCUUCCUCGGGUGCCGUCGCAGGCGCAGGCGCAGCCCCCGGCUUGGGCGGCUUGGGAGGCUUGGGAGGCUUGGGCGGCCUGGGCCUCGACUCCCACCUGCAGAACUACCUGCGAACGCAGGCCGACGGCGCCGCCCUCACAGCCUCCCUGGCCGCGUCGUCGCUGGCCGGCGCAGCCGGGACCGGCGGCGGCGGCGGCGGCGGCGGUUUGCUGGCGGCGGUUGGCAGCUCCGCCGGCUUGGCGGUGCUAGGGGGCGCCAGCGGUUCCCUGGGCUCCCUCCCAAGCGACGGCGUGACACGGCUCCCAAGCCACGGAACGGUUUCGUCCUUCACCGGCACGUCGCAGCCCCUGCCGCUGCCGGCCCUUCAGGUGUCCUCGGCGGCAGCACCGGCCGCGGCCCUUCAGCAGCCGCCGCCGCUGCCCGCCGCCGCGGCAGGACCGGCCAACCGCCUGCGUUCAGAGGCCGGGCUGGCGGUUGGCGUCGUACCGUUUGACCAACUGCUGGCGCGUGCGCUGUACGGCAGGGCCUCCAACUCUGGCCCCCCUCGCGUUAGUGCCGCCAGCAGCGGUACGACGGGCACGACGGCAGUUCCGCCGGCGGUUGGUGUGGCGGCGCCGCCGUCGCCGGAUAGCUUUGGCGGCGGCGCGUUGCCAGGGUACAACAGCUCCGCCGCCGCCACCGCCGCCACCGCUGCCGGUGGCAUGGGUGGGCCCGAGGGCGCGAUGGUGUUGAUGAGCCGCGGCAGCAGCGGCUUGCAGCAACAGACCGGUGCGCCGCCGGCGGCGGCGGCGGUGGCGUCGGCGCCGCCGCCACUGGAUUACGUCAUGCGUGCUGCCGGCUCGUCAAUGACUCGCAACAGCAUAGACUUUGGGUCGGGUGCGGGGUCGGGCUGCGAGGGCGGCGGUGGGAGUGGGCACUUUGGCCGCACGCCGUCGGAUCCUCUGCUGUCGCCGUCUGGUCUGUCUGGUGGCGUGUCUGGCGCCGGACCCAGCGGCCUGUUCCCCCGGAACGGUUCGUCUGGUCUCGGCGGCGGCGGCACUGGCGGCUUGGGGAGCAGGCAUCGUCACAGCAGGAAGAGCCUUAGCGGCGGCGCCGCCGCCGGCGGCGCCGCCACUGGCGGCGGCAGUGGCAUGCCUGUGUCGCACGCGCGCGGCGGGCACGCGGGCAAGGCCAUUGGCGGCGGCGGCGGUUGCGGCGGCGGCGGCACUGGCGGCGCGGCGGCGGGCGCGGGCAGUGGCGGCGCCAACCACCACUCCACGCAACGGGGAGUGGGCGUGAACGCCAGUGGUCGCCCCACCCGUACGGCCCGGACCAAGGCCGUGUUUGCUGCCCUGGAGGCGGAGGUGGCGGGCAAGAUGAGCGAGCUGGAGGCGCUCGAGGUGGAGCACAGCACGCUCAAGCAGCGCGUCGAGAUCCUGGAGGUGGCGGUGGAGCGGCAGGACGUUGUGCUCAGCCUGCUCACGCCCGCCGCCGAGAAGCGCCGUGCGCUGCAGCAGCAGCUGCAGAUGCAGGCGCAGGCGCAGCACACGGAGGGCGGCAGCGCGGCGGCGGCGGCGGCGGCCGCGGCGGGCGGCGACGCCGGCUUGCCUUCGUCGUUGCAGGGAGCUGCGAGGAAGCCGGAGCAGCAGCAGAGCAGCGGCGGCGGUGCCGACGCCGCAGCUCGCCAGGCGCAGCCAGCCAACCUGCAGUUCCAACGCAUGUCCACCAGUGGCGAAAUGCAGCAGCAGCAGCAGCGGCCGCCGGCGUCAGCGCCUUCGUCACGGGUCCUUGACGCAGCCCUCAUCGGCGACGGCUCCGUUUGGGCGGCCGCCGCCGCCGCCUCCGGCGGCGGCGGCUACGCUGGCCUCUGCGCCUCCGCCUCCGCCGCCUCUGCCGCCUCCGCCGCCUCGGCCGCAGGCGCGGCGGGGUCCGGAGCGGCAGGAGCGGCGGCGGGGGCGGGGGCGGGGGCGGCGGGAGCUAACGCGAGCGGGUUGCCCGGCACGACGCCAUCGUCUUGCACGCCGCCGUUCUCAUCGUCGGCCCGGGCGGGCGCGUUUGCGGCGGCGGCCGCCGCCUCCGCGGCGGCCGGUGGGCUGAGCGGCGGCGGGGUGGGCGGACUGGCGGAUGCGCUGGCGGUGCUGCCGCGGGGGCUGGAGGGGAGCAGGCUCAUGGAGUGGGCGCGCAACUGCAGUCUUGAGGAGUUUAAGGACUGGUACAAGCAGUACCUGCAGCAAAUCUCGCUCACGCUGCUCGAGGCCGAGGACGUCACGGCCGGCGGAGCUGCCAACGCGGCGGCGGAGGCGCGGCUAGUGGCGGCGGUCGCUGCUAUGGGCGCUCGCACAUGCCUGGUGUGUGUGUUCCAGCCGCUUGUGCUUCUGAAGCUCAAGGGCAUGAAUUUGGAGACCAACGUCUACGAGGAGCCGCCGGAUAGCCACUGGAUGGACGUGAUCAAGUACAUGUCAGUGGGUGCGGCGCAGGUGGGCGAGAUGGACACGCUGUUCCACUCCUACAACCUGCUGCACGACUCGUUCAGGGCGGAGCUGCAGGACACGCAGCGCGAGCUCGCCGAGCUGGUGAACAAGCAGGACUCCAUGGUGUCCACGGAGCGCUGCAGCGAGGGCGGCCUGCUGUUCACAAUGCGACAGACGGCACUUCUCAAGCGUGUCCGCUCCAUCCUCUCCAAAACCCACCUCCUGUACAGCUGCACCAUUGGGGUGGCCGCCAUGCGCAUCCUCAAACCCAAGGAGUUCGCCAAGUGUCAGGUGCAGAGCUACCCGUACUACCCCUGCGGCCCCUCGCUCAUGCGCGCCUGCGCACAGCUUCGAGCCAUGAAACAGAUCUGGGGCGUCAACAUCUGCGGCGCCCCUGCUACUGCCGCUGGUGCUACUGCCGCCGACCCAGCUGCAGCCGCCGACCCAGCUGCAGCUGCUGCAGCUGCUGCUACUGCCGGUGGGGCGGCGGGCGGCGGCGGCGCCGGUGGCACGUAUUCAGCAUUGCUGAUGGCGGCGGGGGCGGGGCAGUAGCAGUGGCUGUAGCAACCUGUUGCCGGAGGUGCUACAGCCAGCGCCGCCGCAUCAGCAACCGCAGCAACAGCCGCAAGCAGAGCGGCAGUAGUGGCAUCCGCGGCAGAAGCCGUGCCCCGGGUCCUGCUGCAGUGCCGGAAUUCUUGUUGUGUUUUUGUACGGCAGAGGGGUAGGUUGGCACGUACCGUGUGUCGUCACGUGCAGGCCGCGGCCUUGGAUGCCGUGGUCGUUGAAGGGGAAGAGGAGCGGUUGCGUGGGCGGCGUCAUGGCGUUUUGGAUUUGGAUUCGUAAUUUGUUGUGGUCGUGCAGCAGCAGGCGCAAGGUGGCAAGCCGGCAAGGCUUCUUUGUGAUGCUUUGUUUGCGCGAGCAGCGAUCGGAACCUUCCGAGCUGCCUGUGCCGCACUGGGCGCUACUACGGUAGUGCGUGGGUGUGCUGGUAUAACUACAGUGCAGCCGUGCAGCAGCGCUGUGGCUACCGUGUGCGUGUGUGUGUGCGUGUGUGUGUACGGGUGUGCCUUCGGCUUGCUCGAUGACGUAUAUGUCAUGCGUGUGGGAAUUGGCGUUUGGCCUAUGUGAGUUGUGUGGUUUGGCCUAUCGUCUGCCUCGUGCCGCAAGUGGGGAAAUGAGAGCGGGUGGCUGUUGGCCGGCAGCGAAGGGGCCGCGCACGCACACACACGAAGUUUAGGGCAUGCAAUCCGGAAAAAGGCGGGCUUAUGUCCCCUGUCCUGGCGGGAGGGAUUUUCAGAAAUGAUUGUGUUUAGUUCCACGGUAGUUGACGUUUGGUCGGCGGCGUUCGCAUCGGAUGCAUGGAUGCGCCAACCACUGUCAGAAAUCGCGUGGUGUGUCUUUACUAUUUUGUCACAACAGCUUGUGGAAAUUUCAAACACCCCUCGGGUUGGCAGCGGAGCUCUCUGCCCCCCAGGGUUCGUGUCGCAUGCAUGCAUGCGUGGCGUGCCGUGGCAAAGCCGCUGUCGACGCUGUUGACGCGGUCGUGUGCCAAACGCAAAAAACCCAAAGACAGAAGGCAAAUCGGAAAUUACUUUACUAUGGAUGCUGUGAAGGCGUGCGUCGUGUACUGCACCGCGGGCCGUGCCGUGUGUGCGUAUGCCGAGUAAGGCAGCGAUAGUAAAGGCAUGAACGCCUUUGUUGAGGCCUGCAGCUCGGCGGCCAGAGCUGGUGAUUCAGAGGCGAACGCGCAAAGGCGGCGGCGUGAUGGCAACAGGAGAAACGGGGCUUGCUGUCGUUCACUCGCUGUGUGAACGUGCUCUGAAUAACGUCUGGAAAGGGAUGCCCAACAACCUUCGCGUCUUGGUGAUGCCCGUGGUUAAGUUGAUGUUGUGAGCCUUUGUCCAACUUCCUACAUGGGUGUGGGUGUUUCCAUUCGCGGUACCGUUUGUGUUCUGGAUGGCAAUCUUUCCGAGCGCGAUAUUUCCGAGCGCUUGCUUGCUGCCGCGGUGGCGCCAUGCGAGCUGGCGUCUUUAGCUGCCGUGGUCACCCCGCUUUGGCAUCUCCUUUCCGGCCAAGUUGCAUUUGCAAGUGGAAACUCGAAAUCGCCUUCACCCGUUGUUUUUUGCGCACAGCCGCAAUGCAAAGGCUCCACACCUUGCAUUGUGUUAUUUUGGGGGGUGGGGGGUGGGGUUGGAAGCAUGGCGUGUGGAUAAUCGUCGACGCUCCAUCACCUUAUGGUGGUUGCAUUCUUAAGCGGUGGGCAUGUCGCCAGGCACAGGCAAGAGGAGAGAAACGCGAAGGUGAGACGCAUCACUGUGACUUUGGGGUGGCAGGCAGGUGGCCUCAGCGACCACAAGAGACGCUGCACGAAAUGCUACACGGCGGAACGUGCGUGUGUGUGGCUAUUGAUGGUUGUUGGCGGACGGCUGGAGGCUGGCAGCUGCCGAGUUUGCCUGGUGUUCGUUGAAGGCUGACGGGUGGGGGCGGCGGUUAAUGCUGUCGGCGGCCCGUGGGCCAUAGCGCAACCGUCAGGCGAUGACACAGCAGAGACCUGCAUGUCAGUAUGCAUUUUUAGUCUAUUGCCGUCUGCAUGUGCGUGGGUGUGUGUAUGUGCGUGGUGGGCUGCUGGGAAUAGCAGGCGGAAUGCACAAGCACACACGCACACAGAAGAGUAUCAAGAACUGCAGUUAGACAGCUUGGCUGGUGUUUCCUGUCGCUGCGUCCUGAAGCAACUGAGCGCAAAAUCGGCGACGCCCGAUGGUGCGGUGGGCGAGAGCGGGUUUCUAGCAAUUUCUAGAUGUUCCCAGGUAUUGCCUGGGGUUGUGCAAGAACAACGUGGCACGAAUAAAUGAGAUCUGUUUGGUAUUUACAGCGAGCCAGGAUUGGGGGAACGGGGGAGGGUGGAAGGGAAGGUGGAGCCGAGGGGGAUUACGGUAAUCAUCGCUCCAACAACAGGUGAUUGCCAACAAACGACUGCAACGCACGCCCGGCACGGGUGGGGGUGGGGGUGAAAGAGGUAGAGCUUCUUGGCAUCAGCCAAAGAGGGGGCAGUGGAUGGGUGCGCGUGGCUGUUAUGCUGCCAGAUGCAAAAAUUGUAAAACGUUUGAUCC
Messenger RNA from Chlamydomonas reinhardtii, 7186 nucleotides. RefSeq lists its product as uncharacterized. The coding region runs from base 405 to 4628 and encodes 1407 amino acids. The record is from RefSeq and is a predicted model, not a curated record. Lineage: Eukaryota; Viridiplantae; Chlorophyta; Chlorophyceae; Chlamydomonadales; Chlamydomonadaceae. The transcript has 13 exons.